Caenorhabditis elegans is the source of this 1233-nucleotide messenger RNA. RefSeq names its product MATH domain-containing protein (gene math-22). Lineage: Eukaryota; Metazoa; Nematoda; Chromadorea; Rhabditida; Rhabditidae. Bases 26 to 1177 code for a protein of 383 amino acids. The record is from RefSeq and is marked reviewed. The transcript has 5 exons.
UUUCAGUUUUACGAUUUCUCAGAAAAUGUCUUGCAAACCAUUCUUGUUAAUUCAUACAUUCAAGGAUAUUUCGAAACUCGGAGAAGGAGAGAGUUACUUUAGUGAUAAGGAAGAACGAUAUAAUAUUCCUUGGAGACUCCAAAUAUUUCGAAAAGGAGGUUUCCUUGGAUUGAACUUGAAAUGUGAAAAGAAGGAAUGCUUUGGAGAGAGAAAAUGGUCGUUUCAAACAAAAUUCACUAUGAAGCUAGUAGCUGUCAGUGGGAAAUUCUUCCAACGGGCUGUGCAACAUGAAUUCCAACAGCCGAAAGGACAUGGAAUGGAUAAAUUCAUUAGUUGGGAGAAUAUGCUAAGGGAUUAUGUGAAUAAUGAUAGUAUUAUAAUUGAAAUUCACGCCGAUAUGGUUAGCAGUACAGAUCUUCCAAAUUCGCAACCAGAUUCCAAUAAUUCAUUUGUUCUGAAACAUACUUUUAAGAAAAUUUCGAGAUUUAUAGAGGGUGAAAGAGAUUGUAGUGAUGCAGAAGAGCAUUUUACCAAGGAUAUUUUUGGAGCUUGUCAGACACGUCGGGAAAGAUACAAUUUUAUUAGGUGGAACGAUAUGGAGAAAGAUUAUGUGACCAAUGACAGUAUCGAUGUGGAAAUUCGUGUGAAAAUAAUCAAUAUCACAGAUGCACCAUGCAAUAUUGCAAACACGGAAAAAACGUUUGUACUAUCCCAUACUGUCAAGAACAUGUCAAGUAUUAAAGAAGGAGGGAACUACUUUACAAACAUUCAAACUCGCUUCAAUAUUCCAUGGAAAUUGCAAAUUCGAAAGCAAAAAGGGUUUUUUGGAUUAUAUCUUCUAUGCGAGAAACAACUAUGUGAAUCCAGAAAAUGGUCAAUUGAAACUGAAUCUCAACUGAAAAUAGUGUCACCCAAUGGGAGAAGUUUACUGUUUGGAGGAACAGAUAUGUUUGAAAAACCAUUCGGCUACGGAUGGACUAAGCUCAUGAGAUGGGACAAUUUGGAAGAAAAAUACAUAGUCGACGAUGCUCUUGUUAUUGAAGCUCACGUAAAAAUUCUAAAUAUGAUUGGAAUUGAGGAUGAAACCCCUGUUGAGAAACCUACUGGAAUUGUGAUUCCAGUGGGAGAUCAGGAGUAUUCAAUGGAAAAAUGGCUCGAAAUGGCUUUCGAUCAUUAAUUAUGUAAUUUAUGUUUAUUGUUUGUUUGUGUUAUACCAAAAUAAACUUAUUUUUU